This is a messenger RNA of Lobosporangium transversale, 2061 nucleotides long. RefSeq lists its product as hypothetical. The coding region runs from base 52 to 1917 and encodes 621 amino acids. The record is from RefSeq and is a predicted model, not a curated record. Gene Ontology annotation, molecular function: protein binding. NCBI's taxonomy places the organism in Eukaryota, Fungi, Mortierellomycota, Mortierellomycetes, Mortierellales, Mortierellaceae. The transcript has a single exon.
AAAAACUUCCAGCUAAUCUCAAGCUGUAGCUGACGAUUGAUCCAAUAGACGAUGUCAGCAUUAACGCAGGCAUUCUGCUCUCGGCUUUUAAUUCGAAAUCGAGCAAGGUCUCUAUUUCUCAAGAGACAUCAGUCCACGUUCAGCUUUUUCUCCCGUAGUUUAGACCCUGUGCCUCCGACAAAUCAUGCUCUUGAUAAAAAUUCAUUAAAACAUAAGUCAUCACCCAUCGUUUUGUGUACUUUUCCCAAUGCUCUCAAGAUCUCCCCUGCAUUUGAGAAUGCCGCUCUUCUUUUGAAUGCUAUUCAGAACAAGGAUCAGGAGACUGCAUGGAUGGCUUAUUCCGCACUCGGUCGCUCAGGCCAAUUAUCAAGUUUGCUGCCUAUCCAUCAUUCGCUACUUCUCAGAAGUAUUCGUCCUGUAGAUCCCAAUCGCUUCACAAAGGAAGAAGUCUCUAUAUUAGUUGAUCGGUUCAACCAGGUCUGGGAAGGGAUGAUUCAGUGCCAUAUUCAGCUCGACAUGAACGAUUACACUGCUCGCCUCGAGCUAUCAGUUGCGACGAGGCAGUACCCAAUGGUGGAUUCGACGUGGGCUGAAAUGCGGAGAAAAGCCGGGCUAACAGGAGAUUAUAACAAUAAUAUGUUUGGAGGAAUGAAAGGUUCUGGAGGAGUUGGAGGAGGAGGAGGAUCUCUGAUUCAGCCCACAUUGUACACAUACAACCUAAUCCUCCAAUCAUGUGUACCUCGAAAAAAUAUUGGGCUGGCUAUGGAAACUCUCAACUUGAUGAAACGUUCAGGGAUCAAACCUGAUAACAUGAGCUGGGAUUUUAUUCUACAGAUCCACACUGCGAUGAAGAAUUGGAAAGCAGUCGAGUCAACCUAUAGGGCAGCAUUUGUGGCAGCACCGCCAGGUGGCAAUACUGGAAGUCAACUUUUGCAGCAGCAGCUUGAAGCCCAAAACACAUUUCUGACACUCCCGCUUGGUCAACGCGCAAGGACGUUGAAUGGGGGUGCUGUGCUGUCCAACAAAGGCAACAUGAACAAGGAUAAGGACAAACUCAUCCCUACUCUUGACAAUGUCCAUACACUUUUUUCCUACUAUGCUUAUACCCAGGAUCUUGAGGAUCUACAGCAUAUGUUUGAUAGUCAUGUUCGGCUUUUUGGUCUUGUCCCAAUCACAAAAACCUACAACGAGAUGAUCAAAUUUGCAUUCCUAGCAAAACGUGAAGAAGAUGCCAUGGAUCUCUUCCGUGAAUUGGUCCAGAUUGGCAAAAACUUGGAGCGUGCUCAGCUGGGGCAACAGAGUACGAGAGAGAGCGCUGAUGACAAUAGCCAUAGCGUCACAGAUGGUCUUAACGAGGACAGGGAUGAGGAUAACUUAUCACAGACGAUAGCCUCGUUAGCAGCAUCAAUGUCAACCUCUGUUACACAAAUUGACUCCACAACAACUACAGCAGCGCCAAUUCAUCCUCCAUCGGCAAAGAUACAGGUUUCAGGGCCAGAUUUUUACACAUUUCGUGUAUUAAUCAAUAAUGAGCUCAUUGACGCAAGGAACAGGUGGGGACGCGCUUGGAAAUGGAUCCAGGUUAUGCAGGAUGUCUAUGGAAUUGAGCCCAGUGACUCCAUGUUUCGGAGGACGCUUGCUUGCAUGAAGCGUCGAAAGGCUACGAAAUCAGCGGAUGAAGCCACGAUCCAGGCGCUUGAAGAAAAUUGGGAGCGUGUGCGUAUUCAGCGUGAAGUCAGACGAGCGGCACAUCGCCAUCAAGCGGAAGAUUCCGUGGCAGUAGCAGCAACAUCUACUAGCGACCAUAUGCUGGGUUCGUCUUUCUUUGCUACUUCGUCGUCCUCAUCGGCACCUGCUGUAGAGGGCGGAAGGAAACAACACUUGGAAGAACCGGCACGGGCUACAACUAAUUUAUGAAAAAGAAUAUCAUUGGCUAGAUUUGUCUUAAAUAGAAUGACUUAAAAUAUUAUAUAAUGAAUUUACCAUACUCUUACCAUUUGAUACCACUGUGAUCAAUGGUGCCAAUCCACGGGGAUAAGAAGUAAAUACAUAGCUGAGCCA